AGGGAAUCCAAUCAGAACACAGAACAUAACUGGGAAAUUCAAAUGAAUGAAACAUCAUUGUUAUUCUUCAGUGUUGACCCAAGAUUCGUUGUGACUGAAGGUACUAAAUGAUAUCCUGGAAUCUAAGCUGACUUUUAACUACCGAAAACGGGUGAAAUAUCAUAAACUAUAAGAAUACAAUGGCGCACCUCAGUUUCGAAAACGACAUAAACAGUUUAUUAAAACUUGACGGACCAACAAGGGGACCAGCCAUGAGGUGGCAGAGAAAAGCUGCAGAAGCUAGUAGCUGCAACACUUCCAUGAACACAUCAACGUGCUGUACACCGAUGAAAACAUCAAACAGGUCGUUUAACAACAGUAUGACAGUAAAAACACCAACAUCAAAAACGCCCAAGACACCGUGUGGUAGUAAAAAGACAAAAACACCAGGAAAGACACCAGGAAAAACGAAGACCCCUUCUAAGACUCUCUCAGGGGAUCGCUUCAUUCCUUCACGCAGCACAACAAGUUUUGAUUUGGGACAUUACAAACUCCUCAAUGAGUCCAAAAAGGAUAUAGAAAAUGAUACUCUUAGCCCUUCGAAGAAAGACUACCAAAAGACAAUGGCGGAGAACCUCAAUGGAAAUGCAUUACAGUCUAAAAUACUUUCUUAUAAAUCAAAGCCACCACAAGCUCCAGAAGGUUAUCAAAAUAAUUUACGAGUCUUAUACAGCCAAAGUAAAACUCCUGGUUCAUGUCGAAAGACUGUGCGACACAUACCUCAAGUACCAGAAAGAAUUUUAGAUGCCCCAGAUAUAUUGGAUGAUUACUAUUUAAAUUUACUAGAUUGGAGCUGUAAUAACCAUUUAGCUGUAGCCCUUGCUGGUAAUGUCUACCUUUGGAAUGCCAGUAAUGGUGAAAUCCAGCAGUUAUUACAGGUAGAGAAUCCUGAAGACUAUGUCUCCUCGGUGUCGUGGAUUAAAGAAGGAAAUUAUCUGGCUGUGGGAACCAGUAGCGGGGAGGUCCAGUUAUGGGAUGUUGCACAGAGUAAACGGUUGCGUAACAUGACUGGUCAUGUCGCUAGAGUCGGUGCUCUUUCCUGGAAUUCCUUUAUUCUUAGCAGUGGUUCACGAAGUGGUAACAUACAUCACCACGAUGUCCGAGUCGCCAACCAUCACAUAGCUACGUUAUCCGGCCACACGCAAGAAGUCUGUGGCCUUGAAUGGUCUCCUGAUGGGCGGCAUCUGGCCAGCGGUGGUAACGACAAUUUACUGAAUGUUUGGCAAGCGUCAAUUGACAAUUCUGGCAAUACUCCGUUACAUACAUUUACACAGCACCAGGCAGCAGUGAAGGCUGUAUCAUGGUGUCCAUGGCAACCCAGUAUUCUUGCCAGCGGAGGUGGUACUGCAGAUAGACACAUCAGGUUUUGGAAUGUCAAUAGUGGUGUCUGCCUCAAUAGUGUGGAUACCAAAUCUCAGGUUUGUGCAAUACUAUGGUCCAAGGAAUACAAAGAAAUGAUAUCGGCGCACGGGUUUGCUAAUAACCAGUUGAUCAUCUGGAAAUAUCCUACCAUGACAAAAGUUACUGAAUUAACAGGUCAUUCAUCUCGAGUUCUACACAUGGCUCUCAGUCCCGAUGGCACAACGGUCGUAUCUGGUGCUGCCGAUGAGACAUUGCGGUUGUGGAAAUGUUUUGAAGUUGAUGCCCACAAAAAGAAAGAAAAGACCUUGGCGAGCGGCAAGAAAUCAACAACAAAUUCAUUUAUGCGUUCAUCAAUCCGAUAAGCCCACUGCUCUGCCUACAUUAUUUUAAUAUAUCAAUAUAUCUAUGCUUUUAAAUUUUUUAAACAAAUAAAAUCAUCGUCAUUGACCCGCUGAGCAUUUUCAUUGGCUCAUUUAAACCAUGAAAUGAAAUCUAAACACUGCAAUAAUUUUUACGUAGUAUUGUAUACUUUUACGAUAAUUGUAUGUCUUCGCACGAUUUGUCAUUGAAUCAAGACGAAAGACUUAAUUUUAUCUGAAUUUCUUAACUCCGUAUAAUAAUGCGUUAAAAAGUUUUUUUGGGUUGAUUUCCCCAACCCAUUGGAUUUUAUUAGUUUGUUUUAAUGUAAAAUAUUUAUUUCAUAACAUUAUUAUUUCCGCUUUUGGGCAUCACAGAAAUAAACCACACAAAAAGCCGACAGCUGUGGCAGAGAACUCGAAGAAUGAUUCUAAUUAUGCUGUAAAAAUAUUCUCAUCUCAAUUUACAAUAGGCUUCAUUGUGGUUUGCGUUAUGUUACCAUUAUUUGAACAUGUACUUUUGAAUUGGAUUUCUGGGAAUGUUUCCAAUCAAGACUCUUGUCUUGUGGUCACUGAUAUUGAAAAUAGAAUGGCAUGAAAGAACUGAGAGUUCUGUUGUAACAACUUGUAUUCUACUGCAAUUGGGGACUUGUUAUCAUGCCUCCAGUGUAAUUUGUAUACCAAAUAAUUGACUGUAAUUUGUCAAAAUAGCAAUAAAUAACUUCAUUAUUGUUUACAUUU
Molecule: messenger RNA, 2498 nt
Organism: Saccoglossus kowalevskii
Lineage: Eukaryota; Metazoa; Hemichordata; Enteropneusta; Harrimaniidae
Product: cell division cycle protein 20 homolog
Biological process (GO): positive regulation of ubiquitin protein ligase activity; positive regulation of anaphase-promoting complex-dependent catabolic process; anaphase-promoting complex-dependent catabolic process
Cellular component (GO): anaphase-promoting complex
Molecular function (GO): ubiquitin ligase activator activity; protein binding; anaphase-promoting complex binding
Source: RefSeq, a predicted model, not a curated record